Messenger RNA from Gambusia affinis (western mosquitofish), 4297 nucleotides. RefSeq names its product VPS54 subunit of GARP complex (gene vps54). Gene Ontology annotation, molecular function: syntaxin binding. Lineage: Eukaryota; Metazoa; Chordata; Actinopteri; Cyprinodontiformes; Poeciliidae. Gene Ontology annotation, cellular component: GARP complex. The transcript has 24 exons. The record is from RefSeq and is a predicted model, not a curated record. Bases 204 to 3188 code for a protein of 994 amino acids. Gene Ontology annotation, biological process: Golgi to vacuole transport; retrograde transport, endosome to Golgi.
AGAGAGAAACUGAAGGAAAACAGCAGUUUUGCUUUGCUUUGCCUCAGCAGUGCAUGAUGGUCGUUGUACCGGUGCUAGCUUGUUCUGUACGAGUGUUUGUCAUUUUCCUCGCAGUUCCUCCUGUGUUCCUGUGAUGCUGAAGUGGACAGAUACCUGCUACUGCGCUUUACUAGACAGCCUCCUGGGAGGCGAGUCCCAAUGCCAUGGCCUCCAGUAGCAGCUCCUCCCCAGUGCCUCGCCGUGCCGGUGGGGGCCGAGACGGGGUCCACCUGAAGGAGCGCGGCCUCUCCUCGCCUCGCAGCCGGGGCGUCCGCUCCCUGCCCGACGUUUGCCCCACAGAGCCAACCGGUGAGGGGAGGGGUCUGCACAAUGGCCCAUCCGUGGUGGCGGAGCAUGACCGGUGGACGGUGUACAGUUCAAAGGUCAACCUCCCCGCCGCGCUGAACGACCCGAGGCUGGCGAAACGAGAGUCGGACUUUUUUACCAAAACAUGGGGGCUGGACUUCACAGAGAUGGAGGUGAUGCCGUCUUUCCACCUGCCCAACAUCUCCAGGGAACACUUUGGACCGUACUCGCAGGAAAUGACUCAGAGAGAACGAAUCCAUGAACGCUGCAAGACGAUCUGUCCCAAUAAAGAUGAUGUGGAUGCAGUUUCCAGUAUCACCACCAACCACGACAAAUCCAGAGCCGAGCUGGAACAGGUUCCAAAGAUUUUUUUGAGGCCAGAUUUUGCUUUGGAGGAUCCAGCUACCUUCAACAUGGUCCUGCCUUGGUCACACUUCCACAGCGCGGGAGGGAAAAGCAGAGACGUCGCUUCCUCCAAGCUGCUGCAGGAAAAGCUGAGCCACUACCUGGACGUAGUGGAGGUCAGCAUCGCUCGGCAGAUCUCUCUGCGCUCCGAGGCGUUUUUCCACGCCAUGUCCUCUCAGCACGAGCUGCAGGACCAGCUGCAGGAGACGCAGCAGGCGGUGGCCGUCCUGCGGGGCCGCACCGACGCCAUGGACCGCGUCAUGUGCCAGGGGCCGCUCCGGGCCCUCCGCAUCGCGCUGACUCGCAACAACUGCGUGAAGCUGCACAACAAGCUGAAGCUGAUGGCGGCAGUGCAUCAGACGCAGCCCACCGUGCAGCUGCUGCUCUCUACCUCAGAGUUUGUUGGAGCCCUGGAGCUGAUCGCCACCACCAAGGAGGUGCUGCAGCAGGAGCUGCAGGGAAUCCACAGCUUCAGACAUCUGGGCUCCCAGCUGUGUGAGCUGGAGAAGCUGAUCGAUAAGAUGAUGGUGGAGGAUUUUAGCAUGUACGCCCGCAGCGACCUGAACCGCAACCUAAAGGAGGAACCGCUGGUGUUGGAGAAGGUUCAUAAACCAAAUGCUGACUCUCAAAAGGAGCGUCUGGAGUCGCUGGUGUACGGUCUGCUGCGGCAGAGGAAGCUGGACUUCCUGGAUAUUUACAGCGACGAGAUGAUCACAGCUGCCAAGGCCAUCGUCUCUCAGUGUGUGGCAGAACGUGUUGUUCACAUAGAAGAAAUCGACACCGAAGUUAUCUUUAAGCUAGCUGACCAGAUGCGUCUGAUGACGUUUCCUCAGUGGUUUGAGCUUCUGGAAAACAUCUUUGAGAGUUUCCUUCUCUUCCUGCAGAGAAUCAAGGAUACCUUAAACGUGAUCAGGAAUGUAGUUCUUCAGGUUCUGUCUUCAAACCAUAAGAAUCGACUCCUGGCAGAAACCAGUUCAGCGCCGGCGGGGCAGGACGUCUCCCAGGAGCCACUGGGUCUGCAGGGGGAAGCAGAGCUGGCUUAUCUCACCCAUGAGGGUCUGUUCAUCAGUGAUGCGUUGAAUGAAGCCCAGCAGCAGCGGCAGCAGGAGUCGGGGGUAGUGGGUCAGGAUCAGCGCUCCACAGCGGGCUCAAGGUUCCAGCAGAACCGGACUGAAACUGCUGCAGAAGGCGACUCUUCCUCUGGGAUCUCUGAGAUUUCUGCAGGCAGGGAACACAGCUUCAUCUCUGGUGAGAACCCGAUGCCCACUGAAAUGGAGCUGAACCGCGUCAUCAACAACCUGCAGGAGCUGCUGUACGUAGCUUCUGACGUUAGCCACGACCGCUGCGUCAAAGUACUGACGGCCAGAGCCAAGGACGGGUCCCUGGAGCGGCUGAGCUCGGCGGAGUUCGUGUCGCUGUCUCAGGCGGUGGAGGCCUUCGUCAGGGAUACGGAGAAUUUGUGCGGCAGGCGCAGUGUCUCCCUGAGGGGGGCGCUGCAGAGCCAGGCCAACCGCUUUGUCAACCGAUUCCACGAAGAACGGAAGACAAAACUCAGCCUCCUCCUGGAUAACGAGCGCUGGAAGCAAGCAGACGUUCCAGCAGAGUUUCAGAAUCUGGUCAACUCCAUCGCUGACGGCAAAAUAUCUCUACCGGAGCGCAAAGUGUCAGGCACAGAGGACAGGAAACCUGUAGACUUUCUGCUCAUUAACGGACAGAAAUACGCCGUUGUCGGAACCGUUUUGCUGCUGAUCCGGAUCUUUCUGGAAUACUGUCAGUGUGUGAACGACAUCCCAUCCAUCACCACAGACAUGCUAACGCGCCUGUCAGACCUGCUCAAGCACUUUAACUCCCGCAGCUGCCAGCUGGUUCUAGGAGCAGGAGCUCUGCAGGUCGUCGGCCUCAAGACCAUCACUACAAAAAACCUGGCAUUAGCAUCCCGCUGCCUGCAGCUGGUGGUUCACUACAUUCCCAUCAUCAGAGCACAUUUUGAGACCAAGCUACAGCCCAAACAGUUCAGUGUUCUCAGACACUUUGACCACAUUAUGAAGGACUACAACGAUCACAUCGCAGAAAUCUCUGCUAAGCUGGUGGCCAUCAUGGACAGUCUGUUUGAGAAGUUUUUAUCAAAGUAUGAAGUGAAAGCCCCGAUGCCGUCGGCCUGCUUCAGAAACAUCUGUAAACAGAUGGCCAAGAUGCAUGAAGCCAUCUUUGAUCUGCUGCCUGAAGAACAGACUCAGAUGCUGUUUCUGAGGAUCAACGCUUGUUUUAAAAUGCACCUUAAGAGGCAGUUGGCUCGACUCGGGGUCAGUAAUGAUGGAGGACCGCAGCAUGGGCUGGUGGUGGUGGAUGUGGCCUUCUACACGGAGAACAUCCUGGCUCUGAAGAGCCUGGAGCGACUCGACCUGAACAUGGCCGAGAUCUGGGAGCAGAAGAGGUGAUGGAGUCUGGACGUCCAGAUCAGACGAUGCCCUAACGCCCAGAAACGACGGGCGAUCCUGUGAGCCAUGUGAGCCGAGGGGUGGAGGAGGCCCUGCAGGGACCAAAAAACACUAAUCUAGGAGAAGAGGAGCAGCGACGGCGAGCUGGAACGUUGACAGCUGCAGAGACUAAAAAAACCACACGGUCUCCUUUAAGCUAUGGCCACCUAAUCCCACUGUGUGCAAUUCAACACAAACGCUAGUAAAUUAUUGGAGUUGCUUAGUGGGAUGAAGGAAAACAAAUGGUGGGGUAAUUUAUUUUUCUGACUUCUUGCAAACAUUCGUAAUUAGGACGAACUUUUUUCCUUCAGCUGGCUGCAAUGUUUAAAGGGUUUUUCUUACUUUUAUACUAUUAACAAAACAGCUUUUUGGGACUUGCUGUGGGGAAAUCGUGAUCCUGAAGAAUCUAAAGCAUCCACGACUGUGAAAGCAUCUCAAACCUCAGCUUCAUCCUGUUGUUACCAAAGUCAAAUUGUUACUAACGUGGGGAUUCUGCCGUUUAACCAAUCAUGCAUCACAUCUUCUUUAGCUGGUUGCUACUCAGGCUUUUCUGUUUUCUUUUUUACCCACCGUCGAUCAUCAGAGAAUCCCAUACACACUGGCUGUUUUGUAAUUAUCAGAGCAUGAUGAUGAUGAUGAAGAGGAGAGCGGAGACCAGCUUGUAGCUUUUCACUGGCAGAUUAUGAAACGGUUGGAUUGAGUUCAAAUCCCUACAGGUUACGGUUCGGUGCGUUUCGUUCUGUUCAGCUGCCUCUGUUCAAUCAUAAUUUAGGGGGAAUCGGGGUGCUACGUUCUCCUACGAAGGAAAACCGAUAAAAUCCUAAUUAACAUCGGAUGUGAAUCAGUUUUAGUUUGAAGUCGGUGAAGUGAACGCUCAUCACUGUUUGCAUCAGAAGUGCCUCCUUUUGAUCUGCUGUUAGACGACACAUCUGAGCUCUUCGAUACGGUGUGCCUACCAUACCACUGUGUCUGUGCAAAGGAGAGAGAGAGAGAGUCUGGAAGCAUGUAUGAGUCCAAAAGAUGUUGAUUUCUUCAAUCCUGCUGUGAAUAAAAUGGGAUGAUGGACUGCA